GAGCGAGCGGGAGGGCUGUAGCGCGCGCGGAGCAGCAGCCCAGUCAAACUGCAGCGCGAGCUGUCCACGGUGCUGAACCAUGAACCAGACUGCAGGAGCGUCCAACCAGUGCCGGAGGCGCUCCUCAGGCAGCAUCAAGGAUUUUGCAGAUGUGGGUCCAGAUAGGAACUGGAAGGGGAUUGGUAUCUCUCUACUGGUGAUCGCGGCGGUGCUGUCUGUAAUCGGCCUCUCCAUUUUCCUUCUGUCUAAAGAUGAUGGCUCUAAGGCUCUGGGAUCUCAUUUGACCGUGGACGACCUCUUUCUUAAAGAGUUUCAGGUUCAUACCCCCGAGGCACAGUGGGUCAGCGCGGUGGAGAUCAUCUACAAGAGCAGAGACGGGAACGUGAUGAAAGCAGCCCUUCACACCAAUCAGACUGAGCUCCUAAUGAAAAACACUACAUUUGCAACAUUUAAAGCGUCCAAGUUUGCAGUUUCUCCAGAUCUCAACUAUGUUCUCCUAACAUACGACAUCAAAAAGGUGUAUCACUACUCCUUCCUUGCAUCCUACGUGAUCUACAAUUUGCAUACCAGAGAGGUACAUGAGCUGAACCCCCCUGAGGUGUCAGAUUCUGUUCUACAGUUCGCAUCAUGGGGAGUUCAGGGGCAACAGCUGAUUUACAUCUUUGAGAAUAACAUUUAUUACCAGCCUGAGGUAAAGAGCAGUUCUCUCAGACUGACAUCAUCGGGGCGAGAUGGACUAGUAUUUAAUGGUGUUCCUGACUGGCUGUAUGAAGAGGAGGUGCUGCAUUCACCAGUAGCUCACUGGUGGUCACCAAAGGGUUCCAGUCUAGCCUUCCUGACCAUCAAUGACACGCUUGUACCCAAUAUGCUGCUGCCACGCUUUACUGGGACCCUGUACCCACGAGGAAUACACUACCCUUAUCCAAAGGUUGGUCAGGUAAACCCUACAGUAAAGCUGAGUGUAGUUAGCCUGGAUGGUUCAUCUCACACCAAAGAGCUUCUGCCUCCAAGCAGCCUGGAGAAAAGUGAGUACUAUAUAAGCAUGAUACGGUGGGUGACUGAGGACUGUGUUGCUGUGCGCUGGCUGAACAGAGCUCAAAAUACAUCCAUCCUUACUCUGUGCUACAUACACACCGGAGAGUGUAUACGGAAACAUGUCAUGACUUCAGACAAGUGGAUCGACCGGCAGAAUGAAGAACCUGUGUUCUCUCAAGAUGGAACAACAUUUUUUAUGACAUUACCCAUAAAGCAUGGCAGCCAUGGAUCCUUUCACCACAUCACAAUGAUGUCAGAACAGGGUACAGGCGCAGAAGUCAAUAUCCGACACCUGACCUCUGGCAGCUGGGAGGUCACUAAAAUUCUGGCCUAUGACGAAAGUCUGAACACAGUAUAUUACCUCAGCACAGAGGGUGGAAUCUCUUACCGGCACCUAUACAGGGUGAGCACUGUGGAUCCAUUCCAUCGUGAAUGUUUGACGUGUUUUCUAUUCAAACCUCACUGCUCCUUCUACGAUGCUUCCCUGAGCCCAGAUUCACAAACAGUCCUGCUGCACUGUGCAGGGCCUGGUGUUCCCAAAACUACUGUACACCUGCUCAGCAACAUUACCCGCCACAUGACUCUAGACUCUGGUUUGGAGUUCAGAGAAUCACUUCGACAGAGAAGAAUCCCCCGCAGAGAGAUCAGGAAUUUACUCCACAAUAACCAAGUGCUGCGGCUGGAGCUCAGCUUCCCUCUGGAUUUCGAUGAGAACAAUCAGCACCCCCUGCUCCUCAUACUUGACACAUCCCCUGGUGGACAGCAGGUCAGUGAUCGCUUUCGUCUGGACUGGGACUCUGUACUGGUCAGCUCAUAUGACGUCAUUGUGGCUCGCGUGGACGGCAGAGGGAGCGGCUUCCAAGGUCAAAAGAUCCUGCAGGACGUGCACAAGCGUCUGGGAGUGGUGGAGGUCCAGGAUCAACUCGCUGCUUUGGAGUAUCUUGUGAAACAGCCAUACAUUGAUGGGAGCAGAGUUGGUGUGUAUGGAAAGACAUACGGUGGGUUCCUGAGCUCUCUCCUCCUCCUGGCUCAUGGAUCUCUGUUCAGCUGUGGUGUUGCUAUGGCUCCUGUGACUGACUGGAGGCUCUACGGUUCUGCAUUUUCAGAGCGCUACUUUGGAUUCCCAGCCAAGGAUGAGCUCAAAUAUCGGAUCUCCAGUCUGCUGCCAAACAUCACCGGCUCAGAGCGGAUGAAGUUUCUGAUCCUGCACGGCACGGCUGACGCAUCUGUUCAUUUUCAGCACUCAGCUGAGCUGGUGAAGCAGUUAUCUGCAUAUAAUGUAAACUACACACUGCAGAUCUUUCCGGAUGAGGGUCACGACAUCAGCAGCAGACACUACAUGCUGAACUCGGUCAUCACCUUUUUCCGGGAAUGCUUCUAUGACAACAGUCCAGUUACCGUGGAAACCAGGGAGGACGACUAGCCGACUCUGUUGCUAGGGAUGAUCCGUGCUGGCCCGCGGAGUGGGCUGGAUUUAGGAAGAUGGCUGCAGUAACAAGCCUCCCUCACACGGACGACUUUAUUCUAAUCUCACCUGACCCUCUCCUGCCCGCCAGGGGCCAGAAAGGAGCUCUGCUGAGGUGGACUAUCAGACACAACCGUGGCGGAGACACACUGAGCCACACACUGUGGGACUGUGUCAGAGGAAUGAGUGUGUUUUUAAAAUAGAGCUUUUGGAAGGACAGACGGAGAGUCAGUGGACACUGUGUUUGAAUGAGAGCAGACAGUUAUAAAUAAUCUUUCUCCACUUUAACAACAGAGGGCACAUAAAAAUUACCCCUAAUAUAACUAACAAACACCCUUUUGGGGGACGAAAACAUGAAAUUGAUCGUCAGUAAGUUGUGGGCUUUUGCUGAGAAUGUGUAUUUACACUGAGCAUGAAGAAGAGUACUUUUAAAAUGCGUAUAAUUUCAUUAUAGAGUGGUUGAAUCUGGUUAUUUUAUCAAGGACUCUGACUUACUCUUUUUUAGCUUGCCAGCUCUCUACAAUUCUGAUUUUGUAUCUUUUUUAACAGUGCGUGAAAGAGUAGAUGAAGAAUGAGUUCUAUAAUGGUGGUUUUACAUGUAUUGUACUACUACACAUGGGGGAUGGUGAGCUAGCUGUAGCAUGGCCUCCAGUCUGUUGUGUUUAUCCUAAGUUAUCUGGACAGCAAUGGUGAGAUGCGUGGCUGCUUUUGCCUCAUUAAACACCUGUGUUCUGUGUGUGCCUCAAGAGAAGCCAGGAACCUGUGUAUUUUACCUGCCAGCUGCUCCACCACACACUUUUCACCCAUUACAGUUUGCCAUUCUGAUUUCUCCAUGUUCGCAGUAGCUCUUGUAUCAGCACCAUUAGCAGCACCACACUUACUCUGGUCAUCAGCAAAAGCUGUUGGAACAUGUGAUGUGGCCAGAAAAUGCCGAAUUACACUAUUGUGAAUAAAAGAAUAUUAUAUCAUUUCGUACAUUAUAUUUGUUGGUAAACUGUGCAUUUUCUUAAUGAUCCUGGUCUUUUUUUUUUUUCAGAACAGUGUUGAAAAAGUGCUGUAAGACAUCAUAUAUUCACACCUCUCCAGACCAAUGUAUCAGUUAUGUGUAUUACUUAGAUGUGGGGUCAUUGUCACAGCCUGGUUCAUACAUUGCACAUAACCCAACCCAAAUGUGAAAAACUGUAGCACAAAAAAUAUAAAACAUGUAUUCUGUUUGUGUAUUUUCUUUUAUUUAUGAUGAAUUGUUUUAUUGUUUUUUUAUUUGUAUGUAUUUAUUUUAUUUCAGUCUGUUUCUAAGCUUUAUAAACCCACAGAAAACUGCCUAAAUGGUGUGAGAAGAGCUCUGUGAUACUGAUGAACUGUGAUAUUUAACUCCAGUUAUACUGAUGAAGAUGACUGACUGUUGCUUGCAGCAUUUUUACUAAUUACUGUUCUUUCUAUUCCUAAACUAAUCCUGGCAGUCUAGACUGUUUUGCACAUAUCUUUGUAUCACAGCCAUUAAAAGAAUACCAAGAAUACAGACAUAUGCAUAUACAGGUGUCCCACUCUGUCAGGUGCUAAUUGAGGUGGUUGCAUAAGCAUUUUGAUCUUAUAUAAACACUGAUCAGCCAUAACAUAACCACCCUCUCUUGUUUCUGCAGUCAGUGUCAAUUUUUCAGCUUUAUUGAGAGUAUAGGAGCAUUUGGACGUUCUGUCAUUAUAGACUAUAGGUCAUCUAUUUUCCUGCAUUCUUUAUUACUAUCACUUUAUACUUAGACCCGACAGGACCACCACAGAGCAGGUAUGAUUUUGAUUGAUCAGUAUAUUAUAUAUAUAUAUAUAUUUUUUUUUGUCUUUCUCUUAAAUAUGCUUUAUUAAUAUAUUACAAAUGUCACAUAUUUUAUUUUUUGUUCUUGCAAUGAUGACAUGCACACACGUCUUUCAAUAAACCAUAUUUAUGUGA
Astyanax mexicanus (Mexican tetra) is the source of this 4442-nucleotide messenger RNA. Its product is annotated as inactive dipeptidyl peptidase 10. The record is from RefSeq and is a predicted model, not a curated record. The transcript has 26 exons. NCBI's taxonomy places the organism in Eukaryota, Metazoa, Chordata, Actinopteri, Characiformes, Acestrorhamphidae. The coding region runs from base 80 to 2458 and encodes 792 amino acids. Gene Ontology annotation, biological process: proteolysis. Gene Ontology annotation, molecular function: serine-type peptidase activity; dipeptidyl-peptidase activity.